Molecule: messenger RNA, 764 nt
Organism: Zea mays
Lineage: Eukaryota; Viridiplantae; Streptophyta; Magnoliopsida; Poales; Poaceae
Product: growth-regulating factor 1-like
Exons: 2
Coding region: 1-684 (227 amino acids)
Source: RefSeq, a predicted model, not a curated record
AUGCGGAGGAAUCUCGGCUUCUGUUACGCGAAGUCCGCGGGGAGGAAGGCUUCCGCCAGGGCGGCCCCACGCGCCAGCGAGAGCUCGACCCAUGUCGCUGUUCCGUGGAGCGCUGACCGCAUGGCCCCUCCUGUCAGCGAUCCUGUGAGUUUGCGGUGUUCAACCUGCUUUCUGAAACCCAGGUACAAUGCCUACGGAACGAGGUCGUUCGCGGACCAGCUGGUUCUAGAAGCCAUGGACCCAUCAUCAUCCAUGGAGAACCCGUGCCAUCAUCGCCUCCCGCCGUCUCAAAGCUCGUCGUUCGCUCUCUCGAGCUACCCGCAGCUCGGGGCGCGGCUGAGCGACCUGGGCCAGCAGCAGCAGGGCACGGUGAGCUCGCUGCCGAAGACGGAGAGGCAGCCGCAGCCGCAGCAGCAGCCGCUCUCCUUCCUAGGGAGGAGCGACUUGGCGGCCAUGGACUCCGCCGCGUCCGCGAAGCAGGAGGAGGAGGAGUGCCAGACGCUGCGGCCCUUCUUCGACGACGAGUGGCCCAGGGCGAGGGCCUCCUCCUGGCCGGGCAUCCCUGGCGAGAACGCCUCGUUCCCGUCGGCAACGGCCCAGUUGUCCAUGUCCAUGUCCACACCCAUCGCGUGCUCGGAGUUCCCCGUGGCGUGGUCAGCUCCCAGGCGCCGGUCGAAUGGUUAAGACCCGUUUCAAUCACGAUAAACUUUAGCUUCCUGCUAAACUUUAGCUAUAUGAAUUGAAGCGCUAAAGUUUAACUUUAA